UCCCAUCUGAUUUUUAGUGCAUGCAGUUGGAGAAGCUGUAAUGGAAUCAAAUGAUGGAAAGUUUCAAGCUUCAGAGGUAUCAGCCAGCCAGCAUGUGCUGGUGUGUGCCCUCCAUGAGCUUGGUAGUUUGGUUCAACGACUGGGUUCUUCUGCUAGCCCACUUGUUGCAGAACCAGCUGCAGGAAUUAUUGAACCAGUUGUUUCUGUACUGAUCCAUCCCAGUCAUGCUGCUCGUUUGGCAGCUUCUUGGUGCCUUGGCAGCAUUGCUGUAGCGCUUCCAUCACAGUUGUCUCCUCUCCUAGACAGAUGCAUGGAAAGAAUGGAAAAAUUGAAGAACUCUCCUGAAGCAAUAUCUGGUUACAGUAGUGCAUUAGCAGCACUUCUUGGUGGAGUCUAUCAAUGUCCUCUCGGUAUUCCCCAUGUCAAAGGCAAAGUAAGAAUGUAUUUUCUAUAUUACUUCACAUAAUUUAUUUCAUACAAG
Molecule: messenger RNA, 481 nt
Organism: Octopus sinensis (East Asian common octopus)
Lineage: Eukaryota; Metazoa; Mollusca; Cephalopoda; Octopoda; Octopodidae
Product: HEAT repeat-containing protein 5B
Exons: 3
Coding region: 41-466 (141 amino acids)
Biological process (GO): endocytosis; intracellular protein localization; retrograde transport, endosome to Golgi
Cellular component (GO): Golgi apparatus; membrane; endocytic vesicle
Source: RefSeq, a predicted model, not a curated record